Alnus glutinosa is the source of this 1133-nucleotide messenger RNA. Its product is annotated as nascent polypeptide-associated complex subunit alpha-like protein 2. Gene Ontology annotation, biological process: protein targeting to membrane. Lineage: Eukaryota; Viridiplantae; Streptophyta; Magnoliopsida; Fagales; Betulaceae. The record is from RefSeq and is a predicted model, not a curated record. The transcript has 4 exons. Gene Ontology annotation, cellular component: cytoplasm; nascent polypeptide-associated complex. Bases 159 to 818 code for a protein of 219 amino acids.
CCAGUUCAUCAGAAAACCCUUAUCUUAUAUACACACAGUGCCCCCACUCAAAGCAGCCUAAUCAUAAAGUUUAUCCCCUGUUGAGUCCCCAAUUCUCACCGCCUCAUCUCCCAAGCACAAACUCAAACAAAGCCCCGGAAGAAGCAGCGGCAAAAGCCAUGUCACCUGGACCCAUUGUUGAGGCCGCCGAGCCCGAGACCGAGCUCCAGGUGCCCAUCAUCGACGAGCCCCAGAAGCACCCUCAACCUCUGCACGAUGAGGUUGUCGUCGAGGAUGUGAAGGAGGAUGAUGAGGACGACGACGAGGACGACGAUGAUAACGACGAGGAUGAGAAGGAGGAUGGGGCUGAAGGUGCAAAUGAAAGUUCUAAGCAGAGCAGAAGCGAGAAGAAGAGUCGCAAGGCAAUGUUGAAGCUGGGAAUGAAACCUGUUACCGGUGUUAGUAGGGUCACCAUCAAGAGAACCAAAAAUAUACUGUUCUUCAUCUCAAAACCUGAUGUCUUUAAAAGCCCACAUUCUGAGACCUAUAUCAUAUUUGGCGAGGCAAAGAUAGAGGAUUUGAGCUCACAAUUGCAGACGCAGGCUGCCCAGCAAUUCAUGAUGCCAGACAUGGGAUCCGUUAUGGCCAAACCAGAUAUUUCUGCUUCUGCUGGAGAGCAGGCAGAUGAGGAAGAGGAGGAGGUUGAUGAAACUGGGGUGGAGCCUCGGGACAUUGAAUUGGUCAUGACACAGGCAAGUGUGUCAAAGAGCAAGGCUGUCAAGGCUCUCAAGACUCACGAGGGGGACAUUGUCAGCGCUAUCAUGGAGCUCACCAAUUAAAUAGGCUCCAUAGUCUAUCGUGCGGUUUUGCUUUUCUGAUGAUGAGUUUUGAGAUUUAUGUCACCAUUUAGUUAUUUCGGUCGAUUUGGCUAGCAUCAAUCUGAUUGGUUAAAUUACCUUUUUGUUUUCGUUGGACUUGAUAGUUUUAGUCACGCAGUGAGGGUGUGUAGCCUGCUGAAUUACACUUGAGUAAUUAAGGUUUUUGCUACUGGUUUUCUGUUGCUUACAACCCCAUUAAGCCUUGAUGCCAAAUAGUCGGGGGUUUAGAUUCCUUUACAAAGAUAUUUUGGCCGGCAAAGCAAUUCUUUUCUACCA